Molecule: messenger RNA, 504 nt
Organism: Vitis vinifera (wine grape)
Lineage: Eukaryota; Viridiplantae; Streptophyta; Magnoliopsida; Vitales; Vitaceae
Product: RING-H2 finger protein ATL56
Exons: 1
Coding region: 1-504 (167 amino acids)
Source: RefSeq, a predicted model, not a curated record
AUGCCGAACCACGUCCACCGCCACCAUGCCGACUCCGCUGCCACUGCCGGGCCACCUCCUUCCAAACCAAACCCUAAGCUCCUCUCCUUCUUCUUCCUCCAAGCCAUCAUCAUGACCGCUGUCAUCUCCCUUUUCUUCCUCUUUGUCGGCGUAGCCGCCAUACUCCUCCUCCACAUCUGUUUCGCCGGCGGCGUCUUCCAUCACCGACGCCGCCGCAGCACUUGCCUUCCAAAUUCCGGCUACUCUGCGGAAGACCUACAGAAGCUUCCCCGAUUCCGGUUCGAUCGCGUGGAAGCAGAAACAGCGAGAGAAUGCGUGGUGUGUUUGGAGGCGUUGAGGGAAGGGGAGUGGUGCCGAAGCCUUCCAGACUGUGAUCACAUCUUCCAUUCCAAUUGCGUCGAUAAAUGGCUGAUAAAAGUGCUGGCUUGCCCCACUUGUCGUGCUCCGGUUCGGUUCAACAGCGGCUCAGCCGGUUUGGAGAACAGGGGGCUGAAGGAAUGGUAG